This is a messenger RNA of Macrobrachium nipponense, 6680 nucleotides long. Its product is annotated as oocyte zinc finger protein XlCOF6-like. Gene Ontology annotation, biological process: regulation of transcription by RNA polymerase II. The record is from RefSeq and is a predicted model, not a curated record. Gene Ontology annotation, cellular component: nucleoplasm. NCBI's taxonomy places the organism in Eukaryota, Metazoa, Arthropoda, Malacostraca, Decapoda, Palaemonidae. The transcript has 3 exons. Bases 908 to 1960 code for a protein of 350 amino acids. Gene Ontology annotation, molecular function: RNA polymerase II cis-regulatory region sequence-specific DNA binding; DNA-binding transcription repressor activity, RNA polymerase II-specific.
CUAUUACUUUAAUCCCAAUGUCAAAAGUAUUGACAUUGACGUUGUCAAGUGGUUACGGACGGUAAGCCAUUGCAAUGGAACCCCCUCGAACCACCAUAACCCAGGCAUGAUUUGUGGUUGACUUAAAAGAUGGACGUUGCGGCUCAACGAAUUGAAGAGUUUAGCUCAGCAGUACCAGGUAUUCCUGAAAGUGGGUGGGAUCUGUAUCACCUACACAAACAAUGGCAGCUGCCAGGAAUUUGAAUUUUCGACUGCCAGAGUUUCGUAAACAGAGGAUUCACGACAUCGUCGAUGUAAUGCAAUGGGAGUUUGAGAUUAUUUUUACUCUGUUUUUGUAUUUACAUCAUAAUACCAAUGUAAUACAGGAUUUCUUAUACUGAAGAAAAAAAUAUCGGAUAUUGAAAAUAUUUGACUAUAAAUUAGUGUAAUGCAUGAUAUGACAGUUUGCAUUAAUGACUGAAUAUUUUGUUUGCCUCUGCGUAAGUUCAUUCAAAAAUAAUUUGUGAUGCCAAGAAGUGUAGUUGGUCAUAUGAAAUAUUUUGUUUUUUAACUGAUACAAUUGUGUUUAAUGUCUGUGCCAAAUUGAUUCCUUUGUGGUGUGAGGAGUCUUGUUUUGUUAUAGAAAUAUUUGAUUUGCAGUAUCACUGAAAACAGACUGUAAAUGAGCUAAGAUUAUUUUCAACCUCCAAAAGACCUGGGUGCAACCUACUAUUCUGUGAGGUGUAGAUUUUGUGAUUACAUGAAUGAAAAUUGUUUACUUUAGUGUUUCCUCUUAUUCCAGCAAUUUCACUAUCUGAAGGUUUGGUAAUAGUUGGUUCAUUUUGAGAGCUUUUCUUGGAUGAAAUGGAAUAUUCAUUGACAUAAAACCAACUUUGUUUCAAAGCUGUAUAUUCAACAUCUUUUGAGAAUGGAAGGUGAAAACUCAGGUUUGCCUUUAAUCAAACAAGAAAAUGACAAUUUGGAGGAUGAACUUACCAAAACCACAGUAGCUUCUUUCACAGAAGUGAAGGCAGAGCCAGAAUUUAUUGAUUGUAGUGAAGUUGAUGUAAAAUAUACAUAUCCGGAUACAAAGAGUGAAGAGGACCAUCCAAGUUUUGAUGUGGAAAGCAAAAAGAAGAUCUGUAUUUCAGACGAAAAUAGAAAAGACGUAUUUUCAGAGAGAAGCAACACAGCAGGCAAGCAACUAACUUGUGCUGAAUGCCAAAGGACAUUUUCACAUAUGUGCAGUCUGAAAUGCCACAUGAGAACUCAUACAGGAGAGAAGCCAUAUACUUGCUGUGUGUGUCAAAGAAAUUUUUCUAAUCUAAGUAAUCUUAAAAAACACAUGAGAACCCAUACAGGAGAGAAACCAUUCACUUGCUCUGUAUGUCAAAGAAGUUUUUCUAGUCAAAGUAAUCUCAAAACACACAUGAGACGUCAUCCAGGGGAGAAACUAUGUACUACUUGUUCUGUAUGUGAGAGAAGUUUUUCUCAUCCAAGUGUUCUAAAAAAACACAUGAGAACUCAUACAAGAGAGAAAUCAUUCACUUGUUCUAUGUGUCAAAAAAGUUUUUUUCAUCAAAGUGAUCUCAAAACACACAUGAGAACUCAUACAGGAGAGAAACCAUUCACUUGCUCGGUAUGUCAAAGAGGUUUUUCUGAAUUAGGUAAUCUAAAAAAACAUAUGAGGUCUCAUAUAGGAGAGAAACCAUAUACUUGCUCGGUCUGUCAAAGAAGUUUUUAUCAACAUAGUCAUCUGAAAAAACACAUGAGAACUCAUACAGGAGAGAAACCAUUCACUUGCUCGGUAUGUCUAGGAAGUUUUUCUUGUCAAGGUAAUCUCAAAAGACACAUGAGAAGUCAUACAGGAGAGAAACCAUAUACUUGCUCUGUAUGUCAAAGAAGUUUUUCUCUAAAAUGUGUUCUCAAAAAACACUUGAAAACUCAUACAGGAGACCCCCUCAACUUGGCACCACCUUGAUCAGGUGAGGGGCUCUUGAACCUCUCGAAUUUGUUUUCCGAGGUUCGAACCCAAGAGUUCCUUAUAUUAAUGGAUAAUUCAGGAUUAACAUUUGUGGAUUUUUCCCGCCAUGUCAAAAUUUACAAAGUCUGAUAAAUAGGAAAAUGUAUCAUGGCUUGAUGUGGAAUUAAAUCUGAAGCUAGUUAGUUGGAACUGUGGUAGAGCCAUCAUCUACCUUACAAUGUUCAAACCUGUUUUUUCCGGGGGGAACUUUUCUGUGGAGCUGGACCACAGAUUCCAGUUCUAGGAAUAGGACUCUCGACAUUCUUUCUGUUUUGCCCCUAAUGUGAUUAGGAUGGGGAUGACUGGAUCAUCAUAAUACCUUCAGUCAUAGCAAGCAGGUUUUACUUACACUUUGGCCAUACAAAUCAUGUUAUGUGUACAUUUGGUAGUCGGUUCCCACUUGUGCCUUCAGCAGAAGAUUGAACUCCAUGAAAAGCCAUAGAUAUCUUUCCACAAUUUACAGUUUUUUUCCAAAUGUUUAUGGAAAACAGACCUAAAGAUUUAAGUACCCCUGGGCCCCAUGAUGGAAAAAUUCUGGCACAGUUGAUGACUAUUGGAAUAUCACUCUCAAAUCUCCUUAGUGGGGCUUCAAACAAUGAAAAUGCUACAAAGGAACACCCUACCCUGUUCCAAGUAAAAUAUCAAAUUCAGAACACCCCUAGGGUACAUAGAAAUCCAAAAAGAAACCAAUAAAAACCAAUUGAUAGACUCCAAUAUUAUAACGAAACCAUGCAUAGUAAACAAUAAUUGUGAAUUAGAGACAAGUAAACCUCCCCAUCUCCCAUCAAUUCAACAGUUAGCCACCUAUACAGAAAAAUACAACAAUUCUAAUAAACAAGCAUCAUACAUAAAACAAGGACUGAAAAGAAACAGAAAUACCACAUGAAUCCCACAUUGGUGCAUUUUGAUUACCUCUUUGGACCAGAUAACUUGUCGAGAUUUCUAGUCCUAAAAACUGAAAACAAACUUCCAACAGCUAUACUACUAGAAAACAAAUGACUCCACUUACUACUAUAUCCAACGCAGGACAUGGAAUGUAGACACAUCAAAGAUAAUGAAUGCUUAGUUCAAGUAACCAACAAAAAGCAGUGUCACUACCUUUUUAAAUACUAUAACAGAAAUACAUGAUAUAAAAAUAACAAUUACAAGCCACAAAACCCUGAAUUAUGUACAAGGUACAGUCAUUCUGCCCAUCAACCUAGAAAAUACUCAAUUCCAAGUAGGAAAGACAAGAAUAAGAAUAUCAACAUUGUCAAAAAAAAAUUUACAGACCAAGACCUCCCAUUUAAAAUGUAUUAAAGCAAAAGGCAUAAUAGCUCUCGCCUUAUUGAAAAAACUAUCACAUACCAAGUGGGGAACUCGAACAUAACACCAUGGUAAUGUUAUACAAUGCAUCUGUAUAAUCUAUAAUAGAUUAUUGUUGCCCAAUGGUUAUAUUCAUCCACCUCAGAAACAACUUUAAAAACACCAGAUGCAUUAAAUCAUGAAGGAAUAUGAUUGUGUAUGGGAGCAUUUAUAUCCCAAAUAAUUGCCAUGUUAGCAGAAGCUGUUAUAUAACCUUAAAACAUCACUGCAACUUGAUGAUAACUAGUAUGUGUAGGGGCCUUUCCCUUCAAUCAGGAGCAUCUCCUGCUGCUACCUACUUUCUGAAUUAUAAUCAUAAGUUGUGAAAAUUAUAGUGCUAGCUCUUUUCCAUAAAGUACCAGAUAUUUAAUGAAACACACAGCAAUUUUACCCCAAUUUCCCAUCCAAAAUUGAACUUCCACCAACCUGGACUUUGAAACGAAUAUAAAAGGGAUUUUGACGAAGGAAAAAUCUAUUUCUGGGGGAAGACCUGUGUUGCCCGGUGAAAAGUCCCUGUAGCUCACUUUUCUAAGUAUAAAUAGAUUCUAAAUAUACCAGAGAAAAAAGCUAGCAUGGUAUGCUGAGGUUACUACCUUCGCGCGAGCACCCAAAGGGUGUCGUGUAUAAAGUAUAAGGCGAGUGGAAGCCACUAUUCACAGGUCUUCUGCCAAUUAGAGGAUUCCUUUCCAAAAUCCCUCUCUUAGAGAGAGCCGUUGCAACGGCCACUCCUCUGUCCUCGCUCCCACUACUACUACUACCCGACCCACGCGCCAUCUAGUAUUCCUGGAUUAGACACCCUAGCUUGGAUUGGUUAAGGGUGGGAAAUUUAAUUAGAAGGGAUGGGUUCACCGGGCGACACAGAUCUUCCCCCAGAAAUAGAUUUUUCCUUCGUCAAAAUCCCUUUUCUGGGUUCGACCUGUGUUCGCCGGUGAAAAAGUAUCAAGAGAAAUCCCAUCCAAGCUUACCAGAUACCAAACCAGAAUAUAAAGAAGGAGUUAAUGAAACCUAAGGUUCAUUUAAAAAAUAAAUUUACAUAUUUGCUAAUUACACUAGGUCUUAAACUAUGACUUAGAACUAGUAACAAUAUGACAAUAAUUAGAACUAGUAACAAUAUGACAAUAUAAUACAUUCAAGAAUUGUAUCCAUCAUAUCUUCUAAAAAGAAAUAAGACAAACAAAGAUAUUGGAACACAUAAGAAGGAAAGGAGAUCAACUUAUGAUUUAUUAAGAUGAAUAAAAAAAAUAACUGGAGUAGGAGUUUCAGCAUUCUCAAAAGAUAAUCAAAAUAAAUUUUCCCCCAAUAUCAUUAGUAUAGACUACAGAACUCGCAGCCAUAUGAACAGCACUAAACAUAAUAUGUGAGAAGAGAGCACUUUCCACCAUAAUUUUCAGUGACUCUCGAAGUGCUAUCGACACUAAACAAAUACAAGAAAUUCAAAUAAAAAUCCAUCAACUCAUUCAAUCAGGACUAUUAAUAAAAAUAUGUGGGAUUCCAGCACAAGUGGGAAUUGAAGGAAACAAAAAAGCAUUUUCAGCUACCAAAUUAGCUUUCACUAUUCCAUCAACAAUGACACAUGCCCCAGCAUCAGACUGGGUAACAUCUAUUUAACCUUACCAACGGAUUGGACAUCAGUGCCAACCACAAAUAAACAGGAAUAUGAAAACUGAAGUACAUUUAUGGAUAUGAUCAUCUCAGAAAGAAAGAGCUAAAGAAGUUAUAUUAACAAGACUACGUAUAGGCCAUACUAGAUUUCCACAUGGUCAUUUGAUGUCAAAUCUACAUUCAGGACCAAUGAAAUGUAAUACAUACUAGUAUAUGCCAAACACCAAACACUUAUUAGUUGAAUAUCACUUUUUGGAACCAGCAAAAAAGCAUUUAUUUUCGAAAUCCAACAUUAAAGGCAUUCUUGCUGAAGGCGAAGAUUUCUCAUUUAAUAAGAAUUGUUCCUAAAUAAAAUUGGUUUUAUAAAUAAAGUAUAUUUUUUUUCAGGAUUAAUUCCUGAAAACCAGCCCAAAAAGAGCCUUUAUUAGGCUCAGAGGUCUGGAUAAGCUAAUCUGUUAAUAUAAUAAUAAUAAUAAUAAUAAUAAUAAUAAUAAUGACUUGCUUCAUAAAUGACUGAAGUACUACUUUAUUACUGUAUUCUGUUGUAAGCUAGCUAUACUCUGUUUUUUCCAUCUGUCCACCCACUUGUGGUGUUUGCGUAACACUGUGUCCCGGGCUCUAGAUAGUUACGCUAUGUGUAAGUUUUAGGUAAAUAAGAGGAUACCUGAGUGUAUAUUUGCAACUGAAAACUGUUUUAAUAAUUUACUGUAUGCGAAUUAAACCGUUAAUAUUCGAAAUAGGAUUUUGUUAUUAUUGUUGAAUGUAAGCUGAAUGUAACUAUCAAAAGCCCGGGACACAGUGUUACCAUAUGGAAACACCACAGGCCGGUGGACAGAUGGAAAAAACCGAGUUUAGUCAGAAGUGGAGCCAGGACUUGCUUUGUAAAUGACCAAAGUACUUUAUUACUGUAUUCUGUUGUAAGCUAACUAGUCAGAAGUGGAGCCAGGACUUGUUUUGUAAAUGAUUAAAGUGCUCUAUUACUGUACUAGCAGUCCCCGGUUAUUGGUUGGGGUUCUGUUCACAGCAGAGUGCCGAGUUUCGGUUAAUGGCGGUUGACACUUAUCAUAAGUGUAAACCGCCAUUAAGCGAAACUCGGCAAUUGCACUUGUGGCACUGAUAUCCAGUUAAUGGUGCCACAACUUUAUUAUAUGGAACUCGUCGCAUUAUGGCACCAUAAAUCGCUGAUUUUAUGGCUCAGAAAAGUGCCAUAAAACCAGAUCACCGUUAACCAAAUCUGCAAAUAACUGGGAAAGCGCCUCAGUGGCAUGGUUGGUAUGGUGUUGGCGUCCCACCUCGGUGGUCGCAAGUUCGAUUCUCGGCCAUUCCAUUGAGGAGUAAGAGAUGUGUGUUUCUGGUGAUAGAAGUUCACUCUCGACAUGGUUCGGAAGUCACGUAAAGCUGUUGGUCCCGUUGCUGAAUAACAGCUGGUUCCAUGCAACGUAAAAACACCAUACAAACAAACAAUAACUGGGAACUGCCUGUUAUUCUGUUUUAAGCUAACUAGUCAGAAGUGUGGAGCCAGGACUUGUUUUGUAAAUGACUAAACUCUAUUACUGUACUCUAUUUUAAACUAACCAGGCAGAAUUGUUGAGAUAUGAAUAUAUCUGAUUUUUACCCUUUUGACAAUUAACCAUCUGGUAUUCUUGAUUUUUUUUGUUUACCUUGUAACCUUUCCAACUCCAUUUCAUUUGUGCCCCGACGAUGCCUGAAUAAACUUUAGAAAGUGCUUGGU